Messenger RNA from Wallemia ichthyophaga EXF-994, 5622 nucleotides. RefSeq names its product Anucleate primary sterigmata protein A. Gene Ontology annotation, molecular function: tubulin binding; phospholipid binding. Gene Ontology annotation, cellular component: mitochondrion; cell cortex. NCBI's taxonomy places the organism in Eukaryota, Fungi, Basidiomycota, Wallemiomycetes, Wallemiales, Wallemiaceae. Gene Ontology annotation, biological process: microtubule cytoskeleton organization; establishment of mitochondrion localization; maintenance of protein location in cell cortex. The transcript has 8 exons. The record is from RefSeq and is a predicted model, not a curated record. Bases 1 to 5622 code for a protein of 1873 amino acids.
AUGGAUAUAUUCCAAUCUGGUGAUGCGAGCCAGCCAACGCAAUUUAAGCUCAAUCCAGUGCCACCAGAUAAUCUCGGUGAAAAGCAAUUGCGCCGUCAGCUCGCGCAUCUUCUCGCGCAGAAGGACACGCAGCUCGCAAAUACAGGCAGAUUGGGGGAAUCUCUGCUUAAACAGCGUCAAGAAUUAUCUGGGCUUAUUGAAGGUGUAGACAGCAAUCCCGACGACCCCAAUGACCCCAAUUACGCUGACAAGGUGGAAGAAUUGAGAGCGACAGUGAUGAAAUUGGAGAGCGAGCACAAUCAGAGUGAACACAACUCAGUUAAUUCACCUGCAAAUACCUCAGACUCUACUAUCAUCCCCACUCUCCCUUCCACCUCCUCAUUCGCUCUCAGCACAGCUGCCAACUCCCCACAACCAUUCGCUGUACCCACAGCACCAGCACACAAGAAUCAGUCCCAUAGAAGAUCGCGUAAUGCAGCGCACAGGUCAGACGAUGUUGAAUUCGCUGCUGAGAUUGGCCAGCAUUUGUUAAUAGAAGUGAGACGUCUACAGAGUCUGAUCAGUGAACGCGACGAUACUAUCAAAAAUCUUCAAUUAGAUAAGGAGCACACGCACGCAAAACAUGACGAUCUCCUCCUUCGUCUCAACUCGCUCGAACAGACAGUCGAUAGGUUCAAAGAAGACAACUGGAAUCUCGAAAUGCAAAACCAGGAGCUGUACACAAGUAACACAAACCAUCAGGACUCACUCACCAAACUUGAAGCUGAGCGCAACAAACUUACUAAGUCCCUCUCGCUCUCGAGAGACUCCCUCGAAGAACGGCGCCAAGAUAGCGAGAAACUGAACCAAUCACUCGAGCAACUUAAACAAAAAUACGAGACAGAAACAGCUCUCGCUAGGAAAGACCGAGCAACAGCAACGCGUGAAAAGGGUGAUUUAGCCAGUGCGGUUGAGAGUGCCAAGAAGGAGAUCGACAGAUUAGAGAAGGAGGGUCGAGCGAAGCGUGUACGCAACCAUUCCAACGACGUCAGCAUGAACAAUACGAUGUAUGACAACGAUUUCAGCCGCAGAUUCAACACCGACGCAGAAUUCGACCCCGAUCGCAGCGAUUUCGGUCAUCCAGGGGAGUAUCAUCCCACGCAGGGCCUCCUCGAUGAGAUCUUCGAGGAAAGCGACUCAGCUGGUAGACGUAGACAUACGGGUAACUUCAGCCUGCCCGUCUUCGAUUCACCCAGACCACCUCGCGUUAACACUAACGAUGCUAAUAUGACCCCAGGUGGCGCUCGCACCGCUACUGCUCUCGCUUCCGAAAAUGAAACCCUACGCGUCGCUUAUGGGAACAAAGAGAGAGUUAUUGCUGGCCUGCAGAGACAAUUGCGCAACGAAAAAGGUCAUAUCAUCGAAUAUAAACGCAAAUUGGCCCUGUCUCAAAGAGGGCCGGACGAAGGUGUUGAGGAUAGUGAGAGUGAUGAGAGUGGUGAUAAUAGCGAUGAGGAGAAGGAGGAGCAAGUUAACGUCAGCCAGAGCAGCCCAACCAAUCUACAAUCCAAGAACAAAGGCAAACCAAGCAAAUCACGCGCUUCUAAACUUCGUAAGUCUGCCUUGACUGAUAAGCACGAUAAGUAUGAUAGAAGUGAUGUUAUUGAGCUCGAUGACACCAGUCAAACAUCAAUUCAGCUCCCUGAAUUCGAAACAGAUGCCUCUCACUCACCUGACCAGAAUGAUGAUAAUAACGACGAUGACGACCUCGAUCCGCUUUUCGCUUCACACUCGCCAGUCAAACAACCAAGCAGCACAUCAGCGACAGGGACUCAACAGGAGAGUAGCUCAGAAGAAGAUAGCAAUUAUAAUACCAAUACCAAUAUCUCCCAAGCUAACGUCUCCAUGUCGUCGUUGGGUAGGAGACGCGGCAGAGCUGUCAAGAACAAACUGAGCGCUAGCGGUCUCCGUGAUUCUUUCAUUCCACCUUCUCAGCCUACCUCACACAAGACUAACCUCGCUGAUUCUUCUCAGUUGGGUGGUGUGCAAGACCGCGUUAUUGAGAAGAUUGUAGAGAAGGAGGUGCCUGUUGAGAGCAUCGUUGAGAAGGAGGUUGAGAAAAUCAUCGAGGUUCCAGUCGAAAAACUCGUGGAGGUCCCAGUCGAAAGGAUCUUAGAGGUUCCAGUUGAAAAAAUCGUCCAAGUCCCGGUAGAAACGAUCGUCGAAGUUCCAGUAGAAAAGAUCGUUGAGGUCCCAGUAGAAAAGAUCGUCGAGGUGCCUGUGGAGAAGAAGGUUGAGGUGCCUGUGGAGAAGAUAGUCGAGGUACCUGUAGAGAAAAUAGUAGAAGUACCUAUCGAGAAGAUCGUUGAAAAGGUUGUCGAGGUACCUGUAGAAAAGAUAGUCGAGGUACCUGUAGAGAAAAUAGUAGAAGUACCUAUCGAGAAGAUCGUUGAAAAGGUUGUCGAGGUACCUGUAGAAAAGAUAGUCGAGGUACCUGUAGAGAAAAUAGUAGAAGUACCUAUCGAGAAGAUCGUUGAAAAGGUUGUCGAGGUACCUGUAGAAAAGAUAGUCGAGGUACCUGUAGAGAAAAUAGUAGAAGUACCUAUCGAGAAGAUCGUUGAAAAGGUUGUCGAGGUACCUGUAGAAAAGAUAGUCGAGGUACCUGUAGAGAAAAUAGUAGAAGUACCUAUCGAGAAGAUCGUUGAAAAGGUUGUCGAGGUACCUGUAGAAAAGAUAGUCGAGGUACCUGUAGAGAAAAUAGUAGAAGUACCUAUCGAGAAGAUCGUUGAAAAGGUUGUCGAGGUACCUGUAGAAAAGAUAGUCGAGGUACCUGUAGAGAAAAUAGUAGAAGUACCUAUCGAGAAGAUCGUUGAAAAGGUUGUCGAGGUACCUGUAGAAAAGAUAGUCGAGGUACCUGUAGAGAAAAUAGUAGAAGUACCUAUCGAGAAGAUCGUUGAAAAGGUUGUCGAGGUACCUGUAGAAAAGAUAGUCGAGGUACCUGUAGAGAAAAUAGUAGAAGUACCUAUCGAGAAGAUCGUUGAAAAGGUUGUCGAGGUACCUGUAGAAAAGAUAGUCGAGGUACCUGUAGAGAAAAUAGUAGAAGUACCUAUCGAGAAGAUCGUUGAAAAGGUUGUCGAGGUACCUGUAGAAAAGAUAGUCGAGGUACCUGUAGAGAAAAUAGUAGAAGUACCUAUCGAGAAGAUCGUUGAAAAGGUUGUCGAGGUUCCUGUAGAGAAGACAGUCGAGGUACCUUUCGAAAAGAUCAUCGAAGUACCAGUAGAGAAGAUUGUCGAGAAGACUGUCGAGAUACCAGUUGAGAAGAUCAUAGAAAUACCCAAGGAAAUCGAAGUCGAGAAGAUCGUUGAGCGCGUCGUCGAGAAGCCUAUCGAAAUUGUUGUCGAAAAGCAGCUCAAACCAGACGAACGCGUCAUCGAGAAAGAGGUACCUGUGGAGAAACUCGUUGAAAAGAUUGUGGAGAAGAAAGUUGAGGUGCCCGUUGAAGUUCCUGUGGAGAAAAUCGUCGAAAACGUUGUUGAAAAGAUGAUUGAAGUACCAGUUGAGGUACCUGUUGAAGUUCCUGUGGAAAAAUUUGUUGAAAAGGUCGUCGACAAGAAAGUUGAGGUGCCAAUCGAGGUGCCCGUUGAGAAACUUGUCGAAAAAAUUGUUGAAAAGAAGGUUGAAGUUCCAAUUGAAGUACCAGUUGAGAAAAUUGUUGAGAAAAUUGUUGAGAAGAAGGUUGAGGUACCCGUCGAAUUAUCUGUUGAAAAGAAGGUUGAAGUGCCAGUUGAGGUACCAAUCGAGAUUGAGAAAAUCGUCGAAAAGACUGUUGAAAAGAAAGUUGAGGUUCCGGUUGAGAAAAUCAAACACCUCCCUGCAACGAAACCAAAUACAGCCUCUGUCGGAUCUCAGACACUCCAAGGCCAAACCCAUCUCGGUGUACAGACCGACAAUGACAAUGACAACACACCACGUGUCAAGACAAUUCACGUCUAUCAUGAACAAGAGCAUCCAACAUCUCCAACAAGUAAACCAAAAGCCGAUCUCGAAAACCCUGAUCAAACAUCGGAGCACAACGUUGAGGACGUCAGCACAGCUCUAUCAGACAAGCACAAGAGUGUCUCAAGAAGGGGAUCUAGACAGGUUCCCGAUGUUCCAAGGAGAGCCUCCUCAACUUCAGUUCAAGGUGGCUACAUUGACAUCAUCUCUCGUUCAAGUUCUACAGCCUUGCCAUACGGAGGUAUGCCACCACCAAGACCAACAUCACCACCGCCGCCAGAAUUUAUUCGUAGAGCAACUAACAGAGGCUCUCAAACCAUCUCUACUGGCUCUAAGGGUAGACCUGCAUUGAGGAAACAAAUGUCGAACAUGUCUUUCCAGAGUGCAGUCGGUAGUCAGCACAAUAGUAGAUCGGGUACACCGCUUUCGUCACUCGGUAGCUUCAGAUCAGCCAAGCCCGGAAAUACAUCUACGCAAUCACACAGAAGAAAGACGAGUGACUCGUUCGGUACUGUGUCGAAUAUCGAGCGCCGUUCUUACAGCGUGAGCUCAUCUUCUGCACACUUGAGUGAGCCAAAGAGUGCUAAUAAUCAUCUGGACGAAGAUGACGAGAGCGAUGAAGACAGUGUCAGCAUGGCAGGCAGCAAUGUACUCGGAAAUACCCAACCAGAUCCAAUCAUUCAAGCUAUUACGCAAACCAUGAUUGGUGAAUUCCUCUUCAAGUACACUCGCAAAUCUAUCUUAAAGGGAAAUACCGGCAAGCGUCACAGAAGAUACUUCUGGCUCCAUCCAUACAACAAGAUGCUUUUCUGGAGUGAAGAUGAGCAGGGUGGACCUAACGUAUCCGAAACCCAGUCGAAGAGUGUUCCAAUUGAGCGCGUAGAGAGCAUCGAUGAUCCAAAUCCAUCUCCACCUGGCUUACAUCACGAGAGUAUACUUGUUUUCACUUCACAAGAUCGUGAGCUCAAAUUAACAGCAUCAAAUAGAGAGAGACACGAAAUGUGGCUGAACGCACUGUCAUACCUUCUUCAACGCAACUCGAUAAAUCCAGCACCUUACGCCGGUUCAGAGGCUAGUGGAAGGCCAUCAUUUAGCAGUAUCGCAGAGAUGGACUUCGGUUCUAAGCCGCGUAACUCAAUAAGCAGCAGCGUUGGAAAGACAGCUACUGGUUAUGCUGAUUGGUCGUUCUCCACUGCUAAAACCAAGACAAGGUCAGCGCUAUCGAAUAUUGGAAUGGGAAUGGGUACUACACCUCGUGCCAAAAAGUACUUCUCCGGCUAUAGCUCAUCAGCGGGUAAGAGAGCAGGUACGCCUGCAUCUGAAUACCUGAGAGCGAACAACGCUAGCUUCUUGGAAAGUCCAUCUAGACCGAAAUCAAGCGCAACUUAUCGUUACAAGGAUGAGAACCUCAACGAUGCAUCUGAUGAGGGCCUUGAUGACCCAAGAGUUUGUUGUGGUGGCAAACAUACAGUUGCGGGCCUGCAACAUGACAUGAGCCACAUCAAUCAUGCCAACCACAAAAACUCAGCUUACAGAACAGGAGCGGAUUCGCCAUUCUCUGUGCGCUCGCGCAUGUCUGGCACAAGCACUUUCAACCGCAAACACCGCUCACAAAAUUCUAUAUCAGGUGAGUUGAUGAUGCGCUGA